UCAUAUACUAGUUCUUCAUCUUCCCUCUACAUCGUCUUUGACCUUAAACCUCUUCCUCCCCAACACGCUUUUUCUUAUUCUUCCUCAACAAUCUCACACCUCUUUCAUAUAUACCCUUUUCUCUGUUUUCAACUACCCUUCUCAAAGUGUUCAGGUUAAACUGCUACAUAUAUUUUAUAUUAUACAUACAUAGUUGUUGCACAACCACAACAUUAGUUAGUUAGUUCCUUAAAUUUUCCAACGCUGCAGUUUUUGUUGUUUCUCCAAGCCUUCACAUGUUUUCAUUGCAACUGACUCAUGAAUCAUGGGUUCCAAGAGACCACAUGUGAUCAUGACACCGUCGACAACAGCUCCUGAUAACUACCAACAAGACCCUUUCUCUGUUAAUAUUUCUGAACUCCCAACAUCAAAUUCAAAUUUUGGCAACGUCUUCAACCCGUUUGAGAACACUCUUGUUAGCUCAUCAUCACGCAGAAGUUCCAUGUCCAAUCGCUCUUCUGGGAGCAAGAGCAACAACUCCAUCCAUGAAGUGAGUUUGAGCGGCUCGGCAUCCAAAUCCAUUCCCGUUAGGUAUGGCUCAAAGGGUGCAGAUUCUGAAGGACUAAGCGUGUCUCAGAGGGAACUCAGAGAUGAGGAUGCGAGGUUAGUGUACAUAAACGACCCUUUGAAAACGAAUGAGACCUUUUUGUUUGCUGGAAACUCUAUCCGCACGAGCAAAUACUCCCUCCUCAGUUUCAUUCCCAGGAACCUUUUUGAACAGUUUCACAGAAUUGCUUACGUGUACUUUCUCAUAAUUGCCAUUCUCAAUCAGCUUCCUCAGCUAGCAGUUUUUGGAAGAGCUGUUUCGAUCUUGCCACUGUCCUUUGUGCUGUUUGUCACAGCUGUGAAGGAUGCGUAUGAGGAUUGGAGAAGGCACAACAGUGAUAAAGUUGAGAACAAUAGGUUGGCAUCGGUUUUGGUUGAUGGAAACUUUUUGGAGAAGAGCUGGAGGGAUGUUAGAGUUGGUGAGGUGAUAAAGAUCAAGGCAAACGAACCCAUCCCCUGUGAUAUUGUGUUGCUCUCAACCAGUGAUCCAACUGGGGUUGCAUACGUGCAGACUAUUAAUCUAGAUGGGGAGUCAAAUUUGAAGACAAGGUAUGCAAAGCAAGAGACGCAUGGUAAGGAGGGGUUUGGUGGGGUGAUCAAGUGUGAGAAACCCAAUAGGAACAUAUAUGGAUUUCUGGCUAACAUGGAAGUUGAUGGCAAAAAGUUGUCACUUGGAUCCUCCAACAUUGUGCUUCGUGGAUGUGAGCUCAAGAAUACUACUUGGGCCAUUGGUGUUGCUGCGUAUUGUGGGAGUGAGACCAAGGCUAUGCUGAACAACUCAGGAGCUCCUUCUAAGAGGAGCAGAUUGGAGACACGCAUGAAUUUUGAGAUCAUUUGGCUCUCUUUCUUCCUCGUGGCAUUGUGUACAAUCACCUCAGUUUGUGCUGCUGUGUGGUUGAAGCGCCACAAGGAUGAGUUGAAUCUGUUACCAUAUUAUAGGAAACUAGAUUUUUCAGAGGGGGAAGUGGAAAGCUACGAAUACUAUGGAUGGGGGUUUGAAGUUCUCUUCACAUUCCUCAUGUCAGUUAUAGUGUUCCAGGUCAUGAUUCCCAUUUCCUUGUACAUUUCCAUGGAGCUUGUGAGGGUUGGUCAGGCCUUCUUCAUGAUCCGAGACAACAGAAUGUAUGAUGAGGAAACAAAGUCAAGGUUUCAGUGCAGAGCUUUGAACAUUAAUGAAGAUUUGGGGCAGAUUAAGUAUGUUUUCUCGGAUAAAACUGGCACACUAACUCAGAACAAGAUGGAGUUUCAAUGUGCAAGCAUCUGGGGGGUUGAUUACAGUUCUACAGAGAACAGCAUGGAGGGUGAUCAAGUUGAACAUUCUGUGGAAGUGGAUGGAAAGGUCUUCAGACCAAAGAUGAAGGUGAAAGUUAAUCCAGAACUUUUGCAGCUAGCAAGAAGUGGAUUUCUCAAUUUGGAGGGAAAACGGAUUCAUGAUUUCUUUCUAGCACUGGCAACCUGCAACACUAUUGUGCCUAUUGUUGUUGACUCGCCUGACCCUGAUGUCAAACUGAUAGAUUACCAAGGAGAAUCACCAGAUGAACAAGCAUUAGCUUAUGCUGCUGCAGCCUAUGGUUUUAUGCUAAUAGAACGAACGUCCGGCCAUAUAGUCAUCGAUAUUCAUGGACAAAGACGAAAGUUCAAUGUUUUGGGUAUGCAUGAGUUUGACAGUGACAGGAAGAGGAUGUCAGUUAUAUUGGGGUACCCUGACAAUUCUGUGAAAGUGUUUGUCAAAGGAGCAGACGCAUCCAUGCUUAAUGUGAUAGACAAGUCAUUUAACAUGGACUUAGUAAGAGCCACGGAAGCGCAUCUUCACUCUUACUCUUCCAUUGGUUUGAGGACACUUGUUAUUGGAAUGAGAGACUUGAAUGCUUCAGAAUUUGAGCAAUGGCAUGCAUCCUUCGAGGCUGCAAGCACGGCUGUUUUUGGUAGGGCUGCUAUGCUCCGCAAGGUUUCUAGCAUUGUGGAGAACAGUCUCAGCAUAUUAGGAGCAUCUGCCAUUGAAGAUAAACUGCAACAAGGUGUGCCUGAAUCCAUUGAGUCUCUAAGGAUUGCAGGGAUUAAAGUGUGGGUUCUGACUGGGGACAAACAAGAAACUGCCAUAUCCAUUGGCUACUCCUCAAAGCUCCUUACAAGCAAAAUGAAUCAGAUUAUAAUCAACAACAACAACAGAGCAGCAUGCAGAAAAAGUUUGCAAGAUGCCCUUGUCAUGUCUAAAAAGCUCACGUCCACAUCUAGCGUUGCCAACAAUUCUGGAGGAAGUUCAGAGGCAAAUCCAAUAGCCUUGAUAAUUGAUGGUACCAGUCUUGUGCAUAUUCUUGACAGUGAGCUUGAAGAAGAGCUAUUUCAACUUGCAAGUAGAUGUUCUGUUGUUCUAUGUUGCCGAGUUGCUCCACUGCAAAAGGCUGGCAUCGUUGCCCUUGUGAAGAAUAGGACAUCAGACAUGACUCUAGCCAUUGGAGACGGUGCUAAUGAUGUCUCAAUGAUCCAAAUGGCUGAUGUUGGAGUUGGCAUCAGUGGACAAGAGGGACGGCAAGCUGUAAUGGCAUCUGAUUUUGCAAUGGGGCAGUUUAGGUUUUUGGUUCCUCUCUUACUGAUACAUGGGCACUGGAAUUACCAACGACUUGGUUACAUGAUUCUAUACAAUUUUUACAGAAAUGCUGUCCUUGUUCUAGUCUUAUUUUGGUAUGUGCUCUACACUGCUUUCACUUUGACAACUGCCAUAAAUGAAUGGAGCACGACGUUAUACUCAAUAGUCUACAGCUCAUUACCAACUAUAGUUGUUGCUAUUCUAGACAAGGAUCUAGGUAAAAGGACACUCCUAAAGUACCCUCAACUUUACGGGGCAGGUCAGAGACAUGAGGCCUACAACAAGAAACUGUUUGCCUUGACAAUGUUAGAUACUUUGUGGCAAAGCAUGGUCAUUUUCUGGGCACCCCUCUUUGCAUAUUGGAGCAGCACAGUUGAUGUGUCAAGCAUUGGAGACCUUUGGACUUUUGGGGUUGUUAUUUUGGUGAAUUUGCACUUGGCCAUGGACGUUGUAAGGUGGUAUUGGGUGACCCAUGUUGCCAUUUGGGGUUCUAUUGUUGCAACUUUCAUUAGUGUCAUGAUCAUUGAAGCUUUUCCCAAUAUUCCUGGCUACUGGGCCUUCUUCAAUGCUGCAGGAACUGGAUUGUUCUGGUUAUUGUUGCUUGGAAUCAUAAUAGCAGCAUUGCUUCCACGUUUGGUUGUAAAAUAUGUUUAUGAAUAUUAUUUUCCCAAUGAUAUUCAGAUUUGUAGAGAAGCUGAGAAGAUUGAGUAUGAGAGAGCUGUUGAAAGUGCAGCAAUAGAGAUGUUUCCUAUCUCAAACAUUCUACCAAGAUAAGAGAAGUGAUCUUCUGUUGUUUUCUUUUUUGUAAAGUUGCAUAUUCUUUAGUCUACUUUAGAGUUUUUCUAUCUGUUUCCGGAUUUCAUUGGUUGCUAUCCGAAGGAUAGAGGUUUUGUUAUUCAGAGGUUUGUUGAAUCUUCAUUCUUUUGUAUCAUAAAAUGUAGCAUGUUGUAAAUUAGCAUUGAUUAAAGCAUAAAAGCAAAUAGUUGUUACUUAUUGUUAUUUUAUUAUUAUUAUUAUUAUUUAGAUGAAAGGGCUGAAUUCCUUA
Vigna angularis (adzuki bean) is the source of this 4217-nucleotide messenger RNA. Its product is annotated as phospholipid-transporting ATPase 1. The transcript is spliced from 7 exons. Bases 305 to 3946 code for a protein of 1213 amino acids. Gene Ontology annotation, cellular component: plasma membrane. Gene Ontology annotation, molecular function: ATP binding; ATPase-coupled intramembrane lipid carrier activity; ATP hydrolysis activity. Gene Ontology annotation, biological process: phospholipid translocation. The record is from RefSeq and is a predicted model, not a curated record. Lineage: Eukaryota; Viridiplantae; Streptophyta; Magnoliopsida; Fabales; Fabaceae.